Molecule: messenger RNA, 7035 nt
Organism: Helobdella robusta
Lineage: Eukaryota; Metazoa; Annelida; Clitellata; Rhynchobdellida; Glossiphoniidae
Exons: 5
Coding region: 1-7035 (2344 amino acids)
Source: RefSeq, a predicted model, not a curated record
AUGAGUUUUUUCGGCUCCUUAUCGAACUUCAUUUCAUCAAUGGCCUCUCCUGACAGCAACACUGUCACACAGUUUUUCGAAAAUAAGUUGUCGUCCGUGUCGUUGCUACACCAGCAGCAACCACACCACCAACAACCGCACCAACAGCAGCUUCAGAAGCAGCAAACGCAACAACAACAACAACUGCAACAAGAAUUAUCUACUUUAUAUCGACAACAUCGAUGUCAUCAUACUCCUGAUCAAGAAACAUACUCAACGGAGCAACAACAAACUGAACAACAACACACACAGCCUCAACAACAACAUCAGCAACAAACACAGCAUCAACAACAACAGCAGCAACAUCUGCAACAACAACAGCAACAACAUCAGCAGCAACAACAUCAAGAACUGCAAAUUGAAUCUCCUACUCAACAACAGCAAUCACAACAAACAAACCAACAACAAAAACAUUUACAUCAACAAAAGCAACAACAGCAGCAACAACAACAACAACAACAAUCUCCGUCUUCAUUUUUAUCGUCGGCAUUUUUGUCUGGCAAAACCGAAAUCGCGAAAACGUUCUUAAACAAAAUAACAUCCCUGCAACCACAACAACAACAACCACAACAACAACCACAACAACAAACACCACAACAACAGCAGCAACGACAACAACAACAAUCACAUCAACAACAACAACAAAACUUCAUAACGCAAAUAAGCAAUACCAGCCAAUGCAAUACAUCAAGAGAUUUUGCGACAGAUAAACAAGACGAUAAUCAUAACGACAACAACAACAAUAAUAAUAAUAACAACGACGACAAUAAUAAAAACAAUAACAACUUUGUUGUUGAUGUUGAUAAUGAUGAUGACGACGAUGAUGUUUCGAAUGAAAUCAACAAUAAUAUAGAUGAUGAUAAUGCGAAAAGUAAAGAAGCUGGUGAUGAUGAUGAUGGUGAUGAUGAUUCUUCUCCGACAUCAUCAUCAUCACCGCCAACUUCACUGCCACCAUCAUCAUCAUCUUCACCACCGCUAUCCCCAAUCUUCAUCACAUCGCCUAUUGCUGACAUGAUAAAAAAUGAAAUUGAUAAUAAUGAUGAUGAUGAUAAUAAUAAUAAUAACAACAACAAUUCUAUUGAUAACAAUGUUGUUGUUGGUGAUGAUGAUGACAAUGAUGGAAAGCAUGACAAUGUUGAGAAUGAAAGAGAAAGCGUUGAAGAAACAACGAGUCUGCCUAAUAUGUUGAGAUUAGACGAAUGGUUUUUAUCACAACAACAUUUGCAGCAGCAGCAGCAACAACAACAUCAACAACAACAACAUCAACAACAACAACAACAUCAACAACAUCCAACAUUAUUGAAUGAAAAAUAUCCAACUCCAAAUUUUGAUUACAUUAACACAGACGCUAACAUAGAGCAGACGGACGCAACUACAACGUCACAAAACAACAACGACAAUGAAAUGAUCAGUGAUGACGGAAAUAACAUCAACAACAACAUCAGUGACGGUGAAAACAUCUACAACAAUAACAACAACAACAAUGACGUCAACAAAAACAAUGGUAACGUCAACAAUGCCUUACCUAAUUUGAGUUACCUGAGCGAAGAUGAGAGAAAACACAUUGAAGAAGUUAUGAUGAGAGUCUUGAUGGUGGAAGAUCCAACGCCUAAGCAGCAGCAGCAACAACAAAAACAGCAGCAACUACAGCAGCUACAGCAGCAACUACAACAACCACUACUACAACAGCAACAACAACCGCAAAACAGACUGGAGACGAAAUACGAAGGAGAAACAACGCUAACAACAAACAAACCUGUAUCGAUCCAGGCUUCCAAUACACUAGAAACAAGAACCGAUGAUGACAAUGAGGAUGAAAAUAAUAAAAAUAACAACAACAAUAAUAUUAUUAAUUAUAAUAAUUAUAAUUAUAAUAAUUAUGGCGUAAUUAGAAACGUUAAGGAUAGCACUGAUGAUUUCAGUAAAACCGACCAAAGUAGAAUGUCCAUGUCCAGCAUGCUUACAAACACGCUGGCUAAAAAGUUUACCAGUCUAUCUAAUGCAUUCAAUUUAUCUGAUAUCUCUUUUAAUGAUAUUCAUAUUAUAACUAGUAAUUUUGCUACUAUUACUACCACUACUACUACUACUACUGCUGCCUUUGCAGCUACUGCCGCCACUGCUACUACUUCUUCUAUUACUACUACAGCAGUUUCUCAGGUUUUCAAUGCUAAAUGUAUGGAAUCGAUUGAUGGUCUAUUUACCGCUGUAACUUCUAGUAACAAUUUUAAUUACAGCAGUAAUAAUGUUACUAAACAUACGGAUGAUAUCAUUGAUACAGUUAAUGUAUCAGAUACUACUAAUAUUGAUACUAUGAAUGCUUUAUUUACUACCGAUAUUAACUCUACUACGACUACUACUUCCACUACUACUACUGAGGUUACUACUAUUACGACAGCAGCUGCUCUUACUACUACAACGACUGCUGCUGCUAUGGCUACUGGUACAAUAACGUCAGCUGCAGAGAAUAACCUGAAUAGCACAGAUGAAAGCAACAACGGCAUUAACUACAAUGAUAAUGACAUUGAUAACAACAAUGGUGAUAACAAUAAAAAUGAUAAUAGUAAUGGUAGUAGUAGUAGUAGUAGUAGCGGCAGUGUUAGUAGUAGUCGUAGUAGUAGUAGUAGUACCAAAGGUCCAGACACUCCGACGUCGGAUAGGGAAGAUGUGUACAAAUUAAACGAAGACGAUUAUUACACGCUACAUAAAUUUAAAAUACACGGGGAUUUCCGAGAUUCCGCAGACGUCAGCGUUGACGUCAUCGUCGGUGGUGGUAAUGAUCCUGGCGGUAAUGAUGAUGAUGAUGAUCGCGAUGGCGGUGGCAAUAGUAGUGUUGGUGGCUGUAAGAACAACUGGAUGAUCAGAGAUGAUGAUGGCGAUGGUGAUGAUGACCUAAGAUUUGAUCUGAGUGAAAGUAAAAGGAUUAGUAAUGGUGAUCUCAAUUAUCAUAACGAUGAUGAUGAUGAUGAUGAUAACAUCAAUAACAACAACAAUAAUAAUAACAACAACAAUAAUAAUAAUAAUAAUAAUUAUAUUAAUAAUGAUAAUAACGAUGAUGACGGUUAUAAUACUAACAAUGAUAUUAUUUACGACGAAAGAAGCCCUAUUGCAGCUACUACUAUUACUACUGCAGCUACUACCCCUACUACUACUACUGCUGCCACUACUACUACUACUGUUACUCAAGCUGCUACUAUUACUACUACUUUUACUGCAGAAGUUAAUAAUGACGAUUCUAGAAGUGACGCUAAUAAAUAUGGAGUCAGUAUUAUGAAGAAUAUUAAAAAAUUUGACUUUGGCAUUUUUGCUCUCUUGCCUACUACUACCGCUGCUUCUGCCGCUACUACUACUGCAGCUACCACGACAGCUACUACUACUUUUACUACUACUACUACUACUACAAAUAAUAACCUUAAUGAUAACAAUUUAUUUGGAAAAGUUUUUAAAAGCGUGAAGUCGAGCGUAGGUGCCGCAACAAGCGUUAUCUACAGUAAAUUGGAUGUCAGUCAUCCAAUGUAUAAUGACAACGAUAAUAAUUAUAAUAAUAAUAAUAAUAACAAUAACAACAACAACGGGGAUAUUAGAAAUAAUGAUGAUAUUUAUGAUAAUAACGCAUUUAACCAUAAUAACCUAACCGCCGGUACUACUAAUGCUACUGCUGCUAUUACUACUACUACUAUAAUUACUACUACUACUACUUCUACUACAACUACUUCUACUACAGCUACUACUUCUGCUAGUAAAACUUUGUUUGAUAAUACAUAUGCUAGAACUGCUAAAAACACAUCAGAUGGUAUGAAGAUCUGUGACGACGACGAUGAUGAUGGUGAUGAUGAUGAUGGAAAUUUUGAUGAUGAUAGUAGUUGCAGUAGUUAUGGCGCGAACGCGAAAGAUGGAAUUAUAGAGGAAAAUGUUGGAGUUCUGCCAGAAAUCACGUGGUAUCAGCAGUUUCAGCAAGAACAUUUAGACGAAGAAAUACAACAAAAACAACAACCACGACCACAAGAUGAAUGCUGCGCGUGUUGCGGUCUAACUCAGCCGACUAAUAUCCGACUAAAUUCGAAUAAUCCCGAAACCGACUAUUCGCCAGGAACAUCUCUGUUAUCGGAGCAUCCCUACUUUUAUGCAUGUCCAAAUCACGAAUUACUACAAUCCAUUUCCUUGUUAACCUGCCGGCUCUGCCUAGAUGAACUGAAAGACGACGACGACGACGACGACGAUGAUGAUGAUGAAGAUUCGGAUACAGAAAGCGAGUCAAAGUCCAGCGAUAGCGUAGCUAUAACAGCUGUUAAACCAGCUACAACAGCUGCUGCAGCAGUAGCUGCUGUAAGCAACUCUGCUACUGACGACGUUUCAUACCUCGAAAAACAUCAAAAGCAGUUUAUCUCUCAAAUACCGAUGCAACAAGCCAACGAUAUACCAAAUUACGAUCAUCAAUCCGGUAUAAAUACCGGUUCCGGAUUUGACGAUACUCAACCGGAUAUCGAUAACAUCGCUUAUGUGUAUUCGAAUGAUAAUAAUGAUGAAAUGAUAAGAAUGAUAAUGAGGGGUGAUAUAGAUUUGGAAGAAUCAUACAAUUCACAAAUGAUUCAAAGCAACAUAUUUGACGACGACGAUGAUGAUGGCGAUGAUAAUGACGACAUAGUUAAUCGCGAUGAUAAAGCUUAUAAUAAUAAUAAUAAUAAUAAUAAUAAUAAUAAUAAUAAUAACGAUGAUAAUAACGAUGAUGAUGGUGAUGAUGACAGAGAUACGCUGAUCAAUCGAAUCCUCACUAGUAUUCCUCCGCCAACUUCAACUCCACCUAUGUCGCCAUUGCAGCCGCCAUUUUCGCCACCACCAUCAUUAUCAUCGCAACUUCCACCACCACCACCAUUAUCAUCAGUACUUCCUCUAUCAUCCUCACCAUCAUCAUUAUCAUCACAGCCACCACCUACUUCAUCAUCAUCAUCAUCAUCACAACCAUUUCCGGCACAAUCAUCAUCAUCACAACCGCCAUUUCUCUCAUCAUCAUCACAACCAUUUCCGGUAAAACUAUCUUCAUCAUCAUCAUUGUCGUCGUCAUUAUUACUUCCUGAAGAGUUAGACGAAUUACUAGAUUUAGUAACGGCUAGAAUACUUGCUGAAGUAAUUGAUGAGUUGUACGAGCUGCACGAUAGCACUAAUCAAUGUAACAGUAGCAACAUCAGGGAACUUCUCGAUGAAAAACAAAAUGGCAUUUAUAAUGAUGACGCUAGUUUCAUUGUUGAUGUCAUCAGUGAUGACAUCAACAGCAUGAAUACAAAUGACGUCAUCAGAGAUGACAGCAUCAAUUAUGACAUUAAUUAUAUCAACAACGACAACAACACAAAUGACAUCAACAACGACAUCACAGAUAAGAACAUUGGACCAGAUAUGAAUAGAGGCGAUAUUAAUAUCGGAAAAUCAAACAUUGGAAAUUAUUCCACAAGCAAUGAUGACGACGACGAGAAAGAAGCUGCUGCAGUUGCUGCUACUGCUGUUGCUGCUACUGCUGCUGCGGAUGAUGAUGAUGAGAACGAUGAUGGUGGUGAUGAUGACGAUGAUACGAGUCGAGCAUCAUCAUCAUCAUCAUCACCAUCGGAAUACGGCAAAGAUGUUGAUGUGGAUGAAGAUGUUGAUGAAGAUGAUAUCGACAAAAUAUUUUCUACCAUAGAUACUGAGAAAAACAAAAAUACAUCUACUAAGAAACUGGUCCACAAUAUGGACGAUGAUUGGAGAAGAUACAGUAUCCAUGACGAUAACAGGAAGUUGGAAUCGCCGCCAUCUUGGUGUGAUUGGUCCACUUUUGAUCGCGUUACUCCUGACGACGAAGAACGAGGUCAAGUUGAUGACGUCAUAAGUGAUGUUGGGGGUGAUAACGAAUCGGUGAUACCGACAAUGGCGGAGUCGAAUAUAACGGCGUAUCGAUACCGGUUAGAAUCGCAAUUCGUUCAAGUAUCACAGCAUCAAUUCGCAACAACAACAACAACAACAUUACCAGUUGUAUCAGGAGAACGCACUGAAGUGUUUAAAAUAGCGCAGAACCAAUUAGGAAAUGAAGCAUCGUCUCCAGGUGUCACUGUAACUUCUAUUUCACAGCAAACAUCAGCAAAUGCUACUUUGCUAGCGUUAACGAGUAAAAACUUCACGUUGCAAUCAACACUGACAACAACGACGACAACAACAGCAACACCUACAACAACAACAACAACAGAUGAAACAACAACAACUACAGAAAAAAUUGAAUCUACUCAUUUGAAGCACAGACAUUCAGACAGCGCAUGUUCUCUGGACGAAGAAGAGUACCUCGACAACGACGACAAUACCGACAACGACCAAGACAUCGUAUCUGAUCGAGAAACCCGAAUACAAUAUUGCCCAUCUAUCGAGUCCGAAUAUGACUUUGACGAUACCGAUUUUGAGCAGAAAGUUACUGUAAUCCAUUACAACAGAUCUGAUUCGGCGCCGUGCAAGUCCCCAGUCAAACACACCUCCAUACACGAUGCCAAUUACAAUCGAUCUCAAUCGGUACCGAAACCGUUAGUUUCAAGUCGGUUAUCUUCAUCCAUCCUUACGGAUUCAACGAGCUCUUCAAAUUCGUAUUUUAAUUUCGAUAGCGCUGACGGUGGUGUCUGCAAUACAAAGCCCUUACUAGCAAGAACUGAAGAAUUAAAUGAAGAUGAAAGCGAAUUUUAUAGAGAUAAUUUAGCUGUUACUGAUUCUGCUGUUAGUACUGUUGCUACUGCUACAACAACUACAACUACUACGACUGCAACUACUGCGACUGCAACUACAACAACUACAACUACUACGACUGCAACUACUUCUAGUACAGAUAUCGCUAGUACUACUACGAUCGUUACUACCCUAAAACAUGGUUUUGUAGUCGGCGAUGGUAAUAAAAACCCGAACGAAUUCGAUGUGGUUAUGUUUGACGCUAAGGAUUCACCAAUAGGUUUCUUCUUCUUUUUAAUUGUAUUCAUAACGUUUUACAUGAUUUAA